Triplophysa rosa is the source of this 2419-nucleotide messenger RNA. Its product is annotated as pancreatic secretory granule membrane major glycoprotein GP2-like. The transcript has 13 exons. The coding region runs from base 60 to 2201 and encodes 713 amino acids. The record is from RefSeq and is a predicted model, not a curated record. NCBI's taxonomy places the organism in Eukaryota, Metazoa, Chordata, Actinopteri, Cypriniformes, Nemacheilidae.
AAGUGUUCAUGCAGUUCUUUGUGUAUGUGGCUUUGCUCACUGUGUGGUUUUAUUAAACAAUGUCAAACACUGCGCUGCUUCUGCUGCUGAUCUGCUCAGCCGUCUCUGUUGAUCCAGCCGUGGGUUUCUAUGGGGGGUCUAUGACUUUUACACCUGGAAACAGAUAUCCAGAUGGAACAGUGGAGAUGCAUUUUUACUACAGAGAGUCGGGCAGAGGGCCCUGUGAUCCACAGUACUCAUGGCGGUGUGAAACUGAAGAUUGUGGACAUCUCACAUCUGCAGAACCUCAGCUGACAUAUCAGGACCGCUUAGAUCAAAGCUCAUGGUGCCAGACAGAGCGUCACAUGAUCACUAAUGUCACCAGUAAUGACCUGUUUAUUCUGGGUGGCAGGAGUUGCUGCUGGGCAAAUAAUGUCAAUGAUAUCCGUGAAUUGACACUUCACACUCUUGUUGACGCAAGACAACGUUCAGACACUCGCACUUCAAACAGAUCUCCAAUUUCAGCAGCAAUCCCAAACAUGAGGGUUCCACAGAACUGCUUCGAGACUCUUCAACUGCUGGCGUAUGACCCUGACGGAGAUGAAGUGAGAUGCAAGUGUCCAUCUUGCAAUCAACACCCAAACAUAUAUGUUGAUGAGGGGUUGUGUGCUCUGAAGAGAAAAGGUUUGUUGGCUGUGGGACUGCAUGCAUUUCAGCUCAUUCUGGAAGAUUAUUCUGUUUCAAACAUCACUCUGACAAAUGGAAAAGGGAUUUCCACACUCAGAAAUGCUUUAAACUGGACAGCAGGCAGUGAUGCAACUCCUCUUAGUCAAGUGCCACUGCAGUUUGCGGUUGAAAUUCUUCCUCCAGUUGAGAGCUGUGUACCAGGAGUCACCAGUCCAAUGUUCCUGACACCCACUCCUUUACAUGGAGAUGUGCAGCAUGCAGCUGUGGGAAAGAUUCAUGUUAUCAUCCUCCGUUCCCAAAGCUCAGGCAGCAGGAUCUACGACUUUCAGGUGAGUGCACCGUGGAAUGUGUCAAAGUCCUUAAAGAAUGAGAGUGAUGGGGUUACUGUGGCAACACUGACCUGGACCCCACAGGUAAAAGACCUCCAUCGUCACGUACCCGUGUGUUUCUCUGCCGAGACACUUCACAGUCAGUCAAAGAUGAGAUGCAUUGUGGUGAUUGUGGCAAAAUCAGAGGUUCUCUCAGGUGAAGCUGAGGUCCUUUGUGAAGAUGAUCAUAUCAGCAUUGCAGUACAAAAAACCUCCAUGAAGGGGAUUGACCAGAACUGGCUCCAAUUGAGAGACCCCACAUGUUCUCUUACCUCCAAUGAAACUCAUAUUCUAGGCACCAUGUCCCUUAAUACCUGCAGCACUACAAUUGAGGAAUCCGGAGAUUUCCUGGUCUUCAAAAAUGAGAUCAAUUCUUUUGAGAACCCCAAUGAAGUAAUAACCAGACACAGUCAAGUUAAGAUCAGCUUUUCUUGUCAGUAUCCCAGAGUGUCCAGUGUCUCAAACCACUACAAGAACCUUAAAUCGGACUACAUCUUUACUGAAUCCAGCUUUGGCACUUUCGGUUACUCGUUUGACAUUUUUACUGACCAAAACUUCAGUAGACAAGUGGAUUCCAGCCUGCAUGCGGUCGAGGUGAAUUUGAUGGAUGUACUCUACAUGGGCAUUGAAGCCCAUUCUGCUCUACCAGACGUCAGACUCUUCGUUGAGUCUUGCAGGGCAACGCCAGAUGACAACCCAUAUAGUGUUCUCUUUUAUGACAUCAUCAAAAAUGGAUGUGUUUUGGAUGAUACAGUCAAUGUCUAUUCUGGUGAUGUAAGAGAGUUUAAAUUUGGGAUCAAAGCUUUUAAGUUCACAGGAGACUACAAUGAGGUGUACAUUAGCUGCUCUGUAAUUCUGUGCGCUGAAGCAAGUUCGAACUCCAGAUGUGCCCAAGGCUGCCUCGAGGAAACUGCACGCAGACGCAAAAGAGAUGUGACCCAAGAAACCGCCACACAUUACAUCAUUCAGGGUCCCUUCCGUGUGCUGAGACAAAAUCAGCAUUCUGCAGCAGCUUCAGAAAAUGGAGGUUCUCUCCACAUCAGUGUAAGCACCGGUGUCUUUGCUGGACUCUUCAUCAUCUGUCUUAUGACGCUGGUGGGACUGUUGGUGUAUUAUGCAAAAAAAGCAAGCGCACAAGACCGCAUGUAUCUGUUAUCCAGCUUCUGAGAUACAUCAGUGUUGGUCAAUGUGCUCACAAAUACAGUAUGUGUCACAUAUCGGUCUCUCUUUCUGUUAUCUACAGUAUGUCUACAUGUAUCUACACACACACUGUUGUUGGGUUUUCAUGUUUUGUAGGGACUUUAUAGACAAUGAUUUUUAUACUGUACAAGCAACUAAUAAAGAAAUAAAUUAUAAUAAACAGGCUCUGACUGACAUUUUUGGUA